This is a messenger RNA of Corticium candelabrum, 2196 nucleotides long. Its product is annotated as carnitine O-palmitoyltransferase 2, mitochondrial-like. The coding region runs from base 32 to 2023 and encodes 663 amino acids. The transcript has 9 exons. Gene Ontology annotation, cellular component: mitochondrion. NCBI's taxonomy places the organism in Eukaryota, Metazoa, Porifera, Homoscleromorpha, Homosclerophorida, Plakinidae. The record is from RefSeq and is a predicted model, not a curated record. Gene Ontology annotation, molecular function: carnitine O-palmitoyltransferase activity. Gene Ontology annotation, biological process: fatty acid beta-oxidation.
UGUACACGUACGUAACGUCCAAGUCUUUGUCAUGAAUUUCAUUGCUACAAGAGCUGCCACGGUGCUUGCGCGUCGACCAGCAUCAGCAGUUACUGCAGCGCAACUCUUCCGACCGUCGUUGCCGAGGUAUCCUCACUGCACGCUCAAGCACCGCACCCUAACUUUGACACAAGUCAGAUGUGUUGAUUAUGAAGAGAGUGACUAUCUUCAUCACAGCAGUGUUCCCACGAUGUCUUUCCAGGAUCAUCUUCCUCCUCUACCAAUACCAAAUCUUGACGAAUCGUGCAGGCUUUUCUUACAAGCAUUGUCUCCUUUGUUACUAGAGCAAGAAAAGGAAAGUGCAAAGCAUUUAGUUUCAGAGUUUGCCGCUGGAGUUGGAAAAGAGUUACAGCAGCAACUCGAGUCCUUACCAUCCACCUUUGCCGAAGAAUUUUCUUUACGAGGGCGUGUUUUAGCGAACAGAACUCCUCUGCCUAUUUUCGGGAUGUAUGGAUGUGAGGCUAUACAACUUCGUGGUGACAAUCAAAUCUCAAAAGCAGCCCGUUACGUACAAACAUGCCUCAAGUUUGAUAACACACUGAAAGCAAACAAACUGCGUCCAGAUGUGUGGGACCUUAAACCGCAAUUGGAGAACGCUCUAAAGCAUUUGAAGCACGGUCCCAAGCCAGUGAUGUACGAAGGGAAGAAAGUGCUACCCCUCAGCAUGAACAACUAUCGACUUUUGUUCAAUUCUUGUCAAAUUGCUAAAUUUGGUAAAGACGAAUUGAGAGAAUACGAGGGCAGCAAACACAUUGUCGUGAUGCGCAACGGUCACAUUUACACAAUGGAUGUUAUUGAUGAAGAUGGCCGCCGAGCUUCCACCAGUCAAAUAUACAAACAGCUGAAGCAAAUAGUUGAUGAAACAAAUUCUGCUGCUGACAUUCCAGUGGCAGUUCUGACGACUACAGAUCGAGAUACCUGCGCCAGAGCCAUGCAAAAGCUGAGAGCGAGAAACGAAAGAUCGUUGAAUUUAGUAGAAAGCGCAAUCGUAGUUUUGUGCUUGGAUGAUAACGAAGCCAACACAGACAAAGAUAUUAUCGAAACGAUUCAAUUUGGCGAUGGAGGCAACAGGUGGUAUGGCAAAAACAACAUCGUCGUGGGAAAGAAUGGGUACAUAGGAAUGACAUGUCAUGAAUUUAUGGCAGAUGGCAAAGUCUACAUUCGCUUCUCUCAUGAACUAACUUCCGAGAUGUUGCAGUCGUCGUUUACCUAUCAAGACGGAUGCGAUAUUUCCAAGUGUACUAUUUCGCGCCUCGACUUCGACGUCGACUCUGAUCUUCUGUCCGAAGUUAACGAAGCAAAGAAAAAGUUUAGCUUCCUUGGUCAGCAUCUUCCUUUCCACCAAGUGAUCUGUGACGACUUCGACUACUCUCUCAUUAAAAAAAGGAAACUGAGUCCGGACUUUCUCGGCAAGCUGACGUCUCAGCUUGCCUUCUAUGCAAUGCGCGGACGUUUGCCGUACGCCACCGACGUCGUAGCUACGGCUUUCUACAAAGAAGGUCGGUUUGUGGAGUCACCAAUAGUCACUCGAGAGUCGGCAGCUUUCGUCAACGCCGUGGCUGUUGAAAUGAUCAGCGACAAAAAGCGUCUGUUUGACUUGAUGACUGCAGCCUCUCUUUCCAACCAGCUGAGGGUAUUUGACACCAUACAAAGCAAAAUGUUCAACUUUCACUUUGCAGCUCUCGAGCAUCUCGCCGAACAAUCUGGAGUAAAGGUACCAUUUUUCGCAAGCAAACUGUACGAGAAAACGAAAUUCCAAGAUUUUUCAAUAUCGACGGUCGAUUCCGGCCCUGAAUUUGCCAUAUUAACGUUUGCUUACAUGGAGUACGGUGGCACGUGGGGACUGUACCAGCAGGUGGCUAAGAGUCCUGGCAAGCUGCGAGUUAUUUCGUGCUUCCCUGAAGCCCCCGAGUAUCUUUCACACUUUCAAUCGAGUCUGGUUACGGUUAUGGAUGUCGUGAAGAAUGGAGCAACGAAAGCUUAGUGAUGAUCGUGUCUACAGUGCGACGAAUGGCAAACAGUGCUCGUCAAGGAGAAGCGUGCAUGUUGACUAGAACGUAUGUUGAUGUUAGUUGACUUAGUGUUUGUCUUUAGUAAAUGUCCAGGGCGGUAGGAACCGGUUCAUCUUUCAAUAUUUCUACUUCUGCCACUCGACAA